This is a messenger RNA of Protopterus annectens (West African lungfish), 5851 nucleotides long. RefSeq names its product coiled-coil and C2 domain containing 2A (gene CC2D2A). Gene Ontology annotation, cellular component: ciliary transition zone. Bases 66 to 4907 code for a protein of 1613 amino acids. The transcript has 36 exons. Gene Ontology annotation, biological process: protein localization to ciliary transition zone; non-motile cilium assembly. Lineage: Eukaryota; Metazoa; Chordata; Ceratodontiformes; Protopteridae. The record is from RefSeq and is a predicted model, not a curated record.
UCAGCUUUCAGAAGUAAAAUGUAAUCAAGCAACAUUUUUCUCUUCAGGCCUUGGUCUCAGCAGAAAUGGAAGACCAUGAAGGAGUUGUACAGAAUGUUAUUGAGUAUGUUACUGAGGUUGAUGAUGAACAACAAGUGGAAAACCUGAAGAGGACCCUAAAAACACAUAGACAAAGGAGAAAAAAGCCAUUGAUAGAAGAUGUUCCUGAUUCAGUAGCUGUUGAACCAGUUGAAAACCUAAUUGUGAUUUCUCAUGGGCCGAGAAAUUUGCCUCCAAUCCCAAAGUCAACUUCAGAAACGAGCUUUGCUGAGUUUUCCAUGAGGGAGCGAAUGAGAGAGAAAAUUAAAGCUGCAAGAUUUAAAGCAGAGAGUGCCAUUCAGAGUGAAGCUACUGGUGCAGCUCCACACCACCUGACUAGCCUCAAAAAGAGGGAGAAAGUAAUAAGGUUCGACAAAGAGGUUGAUGAGGAAUCAUUUAAAAGAACACAAGAUGAUGUUUCUAUGUUUCCUUCUUCAAGAUUGCGGUUUCAAGAUGCUGUCAGCAAAGUCAGGCAGAAACAACAUGUCCAGGAUGGAUUUCCUACUGCUCAAGAAGCUUACAAUUUUUUUACCUUCAAUUUUAUGUCUGAAACUGAGGAAGAAGCAGAAGAUAAAGUUGAAAAGAAGAAACAGUCUAGUUCAUGUCAGAAUGUCAAGGAUGAAUAUGAAGAACAGGAGUCUUCAGUUAGUCAUCAGCUCAGCCAGGAGGUUGAUGAAGAAGAGAUGGGAAAGGAAGAAGACAGACCUCUUGUAGAUGAGAAAGAGAGUGAAGAUGAAGAUCUGUUUAUUAUUGAUCAGUCAGCAAGUGAUUUUCUGAUUGCUCAGGCUGCUGAAUAUGAGGGUUACCACCAGAAGCAGCAUAAUGAGGCAAAACUUUUGUUCAUUCCCAGUGCUCAGACAGUACCCACCUCCCAGAAAGUGCCUGAAAAUAUGCAGCCAAGGUAUCUUGAAGAUGAAGGUCUCUAUGUUGGUGAACGGCCUGCAGUUUCCUUGGUUAAUCAAAACAUUCUGGAGAACCGAAUGCUGAAACAGCAAGAGGGUAAGAAAUGGUUUGGAGAUGAUGGAAAAAUUAUUGCUCUGCCAAUUCCAAUCAAGCAGUCUUUUACCAGGCCAUCAAUAUUUUCACUAGAGGAAGACAUUGACUCUGCAUUGGAAACUGUGUUCCGAAAGGCAGUGAAUGCAAACCAAAAGCAUCGAUAUGCAGUUGGAUCAAGAGAUGCUCCGGGUCAGUGUCAGCUAGAUAUUGAUAUUUCUGGCUUGGUAUUUACUCAUCACCCCUUAUUUAGUCGUGAGCAUGUCCUUGCAGCCAGGCUAACACAGCUGUAUGACCAGUACCUGACAAGAAGACAAAGGAAUCUUGCUAACCUUCUUACCGAUAAGCUGAAUGCUCUGAGAAGUGCUCUGAAGAAUAUUUCUACUGGCAGUGAUGAAUCCCAUGUACCCAGUCCUGUGAUACUGCAAAGAAUCACUGAAUACAAGUUUGAAAUAAGAGAGACUCGGCAAAUGAGAGAUGUGGAGCAAGAAAAAGAUCGCACCUUACUAAAGAACAUUAUUAAAGUUUGGAAUGAAAUUAAAUCUCUGCGUGAUUUCCAGAAAUAUACUAAUACUCCACUGAAGUUAUAUCUAAGAAAGGAAACCGUUGACCGUAAAGUGGAUGACAGAGCUUAUGAGAAGGAAAUUCAGGCUGAGUUAAAAGAACAGCUGGAAGAACACGAAUCUGAGCAUGAAAAGAAACUGCAGGAAUUCAAAAUCAAGUAUGAAGAGUGGAAAGCAUGGAAAAGAGCUCAGAAAGCAAAGAAAAAAAAGAAAAAGAAUGAAGAUCAAGAGGAAGCUGCAGACAUUGAACUUGGAGAGGAGUUUUCAAAGCCAAUUCCUCCAGAAUCAGUGAAUAAGCUGCACAUAGAAGAAAAAAUACGGAAAAAGGCUGUAAGCAUUCGUAGAAAACCUGGAGAACCUAUAUUAAUACCAGAGUUGAGUUUCUCGGGACACGUAACACCAAAUGACCAGUGUCCAAGAGGGGAGGUUCAAAGAAGAGAGGAUCUACAAAAGCGUUCCAUUUUUGUGAAGGUCCUUUUCAAUAAUAAGGAAGUGUCAAGAACUGUCAGCUGCCACUUGAAUUCAGACUUUAGAGUAUACUAUGGGCAAAUAUUCAACUUACAAAUAAUCAACUGGCCAGAAAGUCUUAUAUUUCAGAUAUAUGAAACUGUGGGACUUGCCACCACCACUUUAUUGGCAGAAGUAUUUGUACCUGUUCCUGAAACUACAGUUCUCACUGGGAAUGCCUCUUUGGAAGAGUUGGAGUUUAGCAGCAAUCAGCGUGUGAUACUCGAACAUGAGGGUGUUGGAAGUGAUGUGCCAUUUUCAUUUGAAGCUGAUGGCAGCAACCAGUUAAUUCUAUUAACUUCUGCCAAGCUUUCCUAUUCAGUUUCAUGGGGUAUUGGAAAAAAUGGAGUACCUCUUGUACCUUCAGGACCUCAUCCAGGCACCCAGAGUGCUAUGAAACAUGUUGAUGCCAUUGCCUCCAUUGGAACAUCUGGGUUAACAGACAUGAAGAAGCUGGCUACAUGGGCUGCACAGUCCAGACUUGAUCCAAAUGACCCAAACAAUGCACCACUGAUGCAGUUAAUAACAGUUGCCAAAAGUGGAGAUGUUCAUGCCCCUGUUUUCUUCAGACUUGAACAACUGCAGGAAGAGUUUAACUUUGUGCAAGAUGAAGAGUUCAACAGUUCAAAGAGAUUCCGACUGUUGCAACUUAGGAACCAGGAGGUAGCAGAGUUUCGAAAUUACAAGAAGGUGCCUGCACUGGAGAGAGAGAUCCCUAACAAGAUUUUCCAGGAGUAUGAAAAAAGGUUGCGAGAGAAAGACACCAUAGACACAAAGGACCAUCUGGAUGCCAAUAGAGCAUUAGUUGCCAAGUACCUUCAGAAGGUUAGAGAGGCUGUGAUAAACCGAUUCCUAGUAGCAAAACACUAUUACAUUCUCUCAGACCUUGUAAUAGAAGAAGAGGUUCCCAGUAUUGGCUUUUUGGGACUCAGUCUCUUCAAAUUUGCUGAACCCAAGCGACCACUGAGGCCAAGGAGAAAGGAGAGAAAGAAGAUCACUGCACAAAACAUGACUGGCGGAGAUAUUAAGCUGCUAGUUAAUAUUAUACGCGCAUAUGACAUUCCAAUUCGCAAACCUUUUGUCAGUAAACCUGCACAUGCCUCAAGAUCUUCAAAGUCCUUUACCGAGACAUUUGUCACUACUCAGACUUCUCAAGUACCAGACCAAAACAACGAAUGGCCGGUACAUCAGGUUCUAGUUCGUCCAUUUGUAGAAGUAACAUUUCAGCGUACUGUUCUUCGAACAACAACUGCAGAUGGACCCAACCCUAAUUGGAAUGAAGAACUGAAGCUUCCUUUUGGAGCUCCUAAUGGUGACUACAGUACUUCCAGUCUGCAGUCAAUGAAGGAUGAAGUGUUUAUUAAUGUCUUUGAUGAAGUUGUUUUUGAUGUAUUAGAGGAUGAUCGAGAAAGAGGAAGUGGAGUCCAUACUCGUACUGAGCGACACUGGUUGGGAGCAGUUAGGAUUCCUUUUACUACCAUCUACUUUCAGGGAAGGAUUGAUGGCACCUUUAGAAUUAACACACCUGCAGUGCUUCUGGGAUAUAGUAAAGAGCGGAACCUUGGGAGUGAAAGAGGAUUUGAUGUUGUCCGCAGUCUAAGUGAAGGAUCUUAUUUAACUCUGUUUAUUACAGUCGAGCCGCAGCUCACACCAGGGGAAUCAGUUAGAGAAAAGUUUGAUACACUGGAAGAUGAAAAAUUGCUCCAUGCAGCAGAAAAGUACCAGAAGGAAGCUACUUUAAAAUUUCCAAAUCGUCAGUGCCUUACCACUGUAGUUGACAUCAAUGGAAAGACCAUUUUUGUAACCAGAUAUAUUAAACCUUUGAAUCCUCCCCAGGAACUUCUUGAUGUCCAUCCAAAUAAUCCCCAGGCAGCUGCUGGUUUGGUUGCACGAUAUGUUUCAUUGAUCCCUUCCUUGCCUGACAGUGUAUCAUUUUCAGGAGUAUGUGACUUAUGGAGUACCUCAGAUCAAUUCCUGGAUCUGCUUGCAGGAGAUGAAGAAGAACACGCAGUGCUCUUGUGCAACUACUUUCUUGCUAUGGGCAAAAAAGCAUGGCUGAUUAUAGGAAGUGCUAUCCCUGAGGGUCAGACAACAUAUGUGUUGACUUAUGAACAGAACCAGUAUGUGAUAUGGAACCCCAGCAGUGGAUAUUCCUAUAGCCAGUUUGAUACAUUCUGCCCCUUGCAAAGUGUGGCAUGCCUGGUUAAUGCAGAAAAUAUUUGGUUUAAUCUCCAGCUGUACGACACUCCUAUGAGAAUUAACUUUGACUUAAGCAAAUCCAGCCUCUGGAAGCCUUUCUUUUCAAGAAGUUUUCCCUAUCCUGGUCUUUCAAGCAUUCAGCCUGAUGAAUUACAUUAUCGUCAUUCAGACAGUUCAGCUGCGGUGGAACUUCAGGACAGGCUUGAAAAGAUACUUAAAGACAAAAUUAUGGAGUGGAGGCCAAGGCAUCCUACACGCUGGAAUCGGUACUGUACUUCUACACUUCGUAAUUUCCUGCCUCUGCUGGAACACAAUCAAGGAAAGGAUGUGGAGUAUGACCAUCAGUCUGAGCUGCAAAAGCAACUUGGAGAUUAUAGGUUUUCUGGGUUUCCAGUCCAUAUGCCUUUCUCUGAAGUUGGACCCAUAGUAGAAGCUUUAUACAGCACAGGAGUGCACAAGACUGAGCUUCCAAAUGUGGAAUUUUCAUUGGCUGUGUACGCCCAUCCCUAUCCAAACAAUGUUUUUUCAGUCUGGCUUUAUGUUGCUUCAAUCAUUCGUAACAGAUGACACGCAAAAGCAGAAGAAAAGACUUUCUGUAUUAGUAUUACUGCACUGAUUCCUGUAAAGAAAGUGGACUAUUAUUAUUUUAGAAGAAUCAUUGGUUAAUUGACACUUUUUUAUUUGAAAAUAAAACCACCUACAGGAAGCUUCUUUUUUACAAUACAUUUAUUGUGAAUUGACUGCUUCUGCAUUAUGUAAAUUGUACCUUGUAGUUUCUGAAGGAAUGCAAAUUAAACAAGACUUCCAGGUGGAGAAAACAUCUGAACAUAAACAUAUGUCAAGCUGCAAUUGUAAAGUGAUUUCUGAUUAAACCAGCACUUUUCAAUUAUUUUUAUCUCAGGCCAAAUGUUAGCUGCAUUUCUAAGUCAGACCUAGAUGAUAACAUUUUACCCGUUGAAAACUGAAAUAUAAAAUAUAAAACAUCUUUCAGAAAUUACUUACUUACAAGUUGUUUUGGUAAAAAGUGCUAGAUCAUUUGCAUGGCAAAGUUAAAUUCUUCUGCACAGCUUUUUCUGUGUUUUUACUUUUCUGAGAAAGUAUGAGCUGUUCUGUACGUAAACUGCCACUGGCAUCUUGAAGUUUGAUUCACAAAGAUCCAGACAAACUCUGAAAUGUGAAAAUCUUUCUGCCAUUUGUACACUGCGAUUCUGAUUGCAAUUGUGUUUUUCUUAAAUAUGAUGCCGAUUUGCACUUGACUUCAAGAUUUGCGUUAGCUUGUAGAUGGUAGGUAUUCUCCUGGAAAUUUCCAGACUUGCAGUCAAAUACAGCUGAUGGGAACAGUUGUAACAUGUUUUUGUGCUGCAGGACAUUUUUACCUAUAAGACUAUUUUCGUUUUUCACAUGUGGCCAUCGUGGUGCAGCAAUAAGCGUUGCCACCUCACGGCAAGAGGUUCUCCGGUUCGAUUCUUGGCUGGGAUGCCUUCUCUGUGGAGUCUGCAUGUACACCUGUG